Sclerotinia sclerotiorum 1980 UF-70 is the source of this 972-nucleotide messenger RNA. RefSeq lists its product as hypothetical. Lineage: Eukaryota; Fungi; Ascomycota; Leotiomycetes; Helotiales; Sclerotiniaceae. The record is from RefSeq and is a predicted model, not a curated record. Bases 1 to 972 code for a protein of 323 amino acids. The transcript has a single exon.
AUGUCAGCUCCAUACACCCCCAAAGCAAUCCACUACGAAGAAGGUCUCGAGGACCAAGAAUUCCAAUCAGAGAAAGACGACAACGAUGAUAACUCCAAAACAGACGAAGAAGAAUUAUUUCUCCAGCGGCCAAAUUUUCCCUCCCACCAAAAACAACACAGCAACAAGCAAAAAGUCUACUUGAUAACUGCAUUCGCUAUCCUCAUUUGCAUUGUAUCCAUUACAUUCGGAACAUACUCCACCGUGCGUUUUCAAGCCUUGAAACAUAAAUGCCACGGCGCGGAUUCCCAGCACAAAUCACUGUCAGGUAUAGAACAGCACUCUCAUUCAAACCAUGGAAACCACGAGCACGAACACAAGCACGAACAUGAGCACGAGCAUCAAGACUCCCCCACCCUAUCUACCCACCCAAGCACCCCCAACCCCACAAACCCCUCCAUCGACUGCGGCACCACCGAAAGCACCGCCAAAGCCGCAAACUGCACUUUCAACCUAAUGUCCUUCUCCUACGUUCCCCCCUUCUGCACAGACACCACACUCCUCCCUCAAUUCACCAAUUCCCACGCUACGCUCCCCCCGGACUCAGCCGGUACAUUCCCCUGGUACCGAUGGUCCAACCGCACCGAUCCCAUACCGCAAGAUGCCAACGAACUUAGUAAAUACCCAUUUAUCUGGACGACGCACGAGUGGCACAUCGCGCACUGUUUGUAUAAUUGGGCGUUGACUAGUGAGGCGGUGGGGAGGGUUCUGGCGGGUGAAAAGAAUGUGUGGGUUUUGGGGGAUGCGGUCGAGGGGGCGCAUAUUGCGCAUUGUAAUGGGUUGGUUUCUGAUAGGGUUACUAGUGGGUUGACGCCGUUGAGGGCGUUUAGGGCGAUUGGGAGGUGUGUUAGGUUAGAUGUUGAGGGGGGUGAGGGUGUUGCUUUGGAGGGGGAUUCUUUUGCGAGUUCUCGGGGCCAUGUCCAUGGGGAUUGA